Messenger RNA from Xiphophorus maculatus (southern platyfish), 2167 nucleotides. It is a transcript of the gene bdh2, whose product is annotated as 3-hydroxybutyrate dehydrogenase 2. Gene Ontology annotation, biological process: siderophore biosynthetic process. The coding region runs from base 87 to 824 and encodes 245 amino acids. Gene Ontology annotation, cellular component: cytoplasm. NCBI's taxonomy places the organism in Eukaryota, Metazoa, Chordata, Actinopteri, Cyprinodontiformes, Poeciliidae. The transcript is spliced from 10 exons. Gene Ontology annotation, molecular function: 3-hydroxybutyrate dehydrogenase activity. The record is from RefSeq and is a predicted model, not a curated record.
UUCAACCAAUCACUGCGCAAGAAGGGAGUCACGUGUGGCUUUGCUUAGUGCAGCUGUGUCUCAGUCGAAAAGACGACGUGAAAACUAUGGGCCGUCUGGAUGGGAAAGUGAUUGUAUUGUCUGCUGCCGCACAGGGGAUUGGACGCGCUGCAGCAAUAGCAUUUGCAAAGGAGGGAGCUCGUGUCACAGCCACGGACAUAAAUGGAGAGAAGCUGAAGGAGCUGGACGCCUUUGAAGGAAUCAGGACUAAAGUGGUGGAUGUGACUAAGAAGGACCAAGUGGAAGCUCUGGCAAAGGACCAUGAUCACAUUGAUGUGCUGUUCAACGUUGCAGGGUUCGUGCACCACGGCACCAUCCUGGACUGUGAAGAAGCAGACUGGGACUUCACCAUGAAUGUGAACGUGCGAAGCAUGUAUCUCAUGUGCAAAGCUUUCCUGCCUAAGAUGUUGGAAAAAAAGUCUGGAAACAUUAUUAACAUGGCUUCUGUUGCUUCAAGCAUAAAAGGUGUUGUGAACCGCUGCGUCUACAGUACCUCCAAAGCUGCUGUCAUUGGCCUCACCAAAUCCAUAGCUGCUGAUUUUAUUGAGCAAGGCAUUCGCUGCAGUUGUGUUUGUCCUGGAACUGUUGAUACACCGUCCUUGAGGGAUAGGAUCCAGGCCCAGCCUGACCCAGAACAAGCUUACAAGAACUUUAUGGCUCGACAGAAGACCGGAAGAAUGUGCACAGCUGAAGAGGUGGCUCACCUCUGUGUAUACCUGGCAUCAGAUGAGUCAGCCUAUGUCACUGGAACAGAACACAUCAUUGAUGGAGGAUGGAGACUGUGAAGAACCGGUGACAUUCUCAGUAUCAGUAAACUGAGAAAAGUUUUAGAUCAAAAUAAAGCUUAGAUAAUUGUUUAUUUUUGCCCUGAAUGUUUGUUAUCUCUGCUAAACUAGCAUUUCAAAUUAAACAUGUCAGAAGAUUACAAGUGCACUGUGCCAUGCAAAAGUAGUCAGGCCCCUUGAACUUUUUCCUUUUGGACACUUCAAAAUCACAAUCUCCCUCCGCCUUAUUUUAUGUGGUAGUUCAACACAAAGUUGAAAGUUUUCAGACUUUUUUUAUUUUUUUUUUUUACAAAGAAAAAUCUCAAAAUGUGCAACAUAAAUUUAUACUCUGCUCCCCCCAGCCAGUACUUGACUUGAAAGAUGAAGCCACCUUUUGCUAAAAACUUUUUGGAAUUUGUCUGUAUCGGCUUUGCACAUCUGGAGUCUGCAAUUUUUGCCCAUGUUUUUUUUUUUUUUUUUUUACCAAACCAGCUUAAGCUCACUCUAAUUUAAUGGAGAACAUCUCUAAAAGUAAAUUGUUCCAGUAUCCCAGUUGGACUAUGCAUGAACCUAGACUAGGUCAUUUUAAAACAUGCACAUAUUUUGAUCUAAAGCAUACUUUUGUAGCUCUAGCUGUUCAACUCCAUCCAACACAUGUUAACUGUGGGUGUCAAUUUUCCUCCUUGCAGUAUUUUGCAUGUAAGAUAAAAUGUUAAAAUUGUGUCUCAAGUGAAAAAGGAACCUUCAGACUUUGCUUUAAAUGGGGCUUUAUCCAUUUAAAGAGUGUUUCAGAAAGGCUAGAUUUGUGAAGGGCACAACUAAUGAGCUGUGGAUCUCUGCGGCAUCUCCAGAGUUACCAUGGGCUUUUUAGCUGCUUCCAUAAUUAAUUAUUUUCUUGCCCAGCAUCAGUUUCGGCAAACUGCCAUGUCUUUGUAGAUCUUCUGUUAUAAACAGUUAAAUUUAAUAAUAACUGCAAACAUUGUUUCCAGUUUUGGGUGAUGAUGUCAAAACUUAAAAUUUUCUAAGUUUGGUAUAUUGUUCUGUAAACUAAGCCUGCUUUUUAGCCUACUUGUCCCCAACUUGGACUGACCUUUCUGCUGUGCUUCGUGGUCUUUGUAAUGAUCACUUCAACAGAAAAGAUUUAUACCUAGAUUAUUUGUGUACUGGUACCAUCACGUUUUAUUUAGGUGUAUCAAAGUAAAGGAACACACACAUGUGUGUGUGUUCCUUUACUAUUAAGACUUUUAUUUGUAAUUUGUUGUCAGUCAAAAUUUUGCUGAGUGAUUAAAUGUUUCAAAAAAAUUACUAUUGUGGUAGUAAAGUCAUGUUGUCGUCGUUUAAAUAAACUUUAAAAUUCAUAAAGA